AUGAGUAAGGUCCAACAUCUUCUCCCCUAUAAAGGUUACAUGACAACCUUUGAUCUUAAGAGCGGUUACCAUCAUGUGCGAAUUGCUGAACAGAGCCAGCGAUAUUUAGGUUUCAAGUGGAAGAACACUCUGUAUAAGUUCACAGUCCUGCCAUUUGGGCUUUCUUCCGCCCCGCACAUAUUCACCAAGAUCUUGAGGCCUUUGAUAAAGAAGUGGAGAGCAGAAGGGAAAGGAGUAGCUUUAUAUCUUGAUGAUGGACUCAUUUGGGCUUCUUCCAGGGCCGAAUGUAGUGCAGUUUCUCAAGAUAUCAGAAAAGACCUCAAGAAGUUCGGAUGGUUCGACGCGAAAGAUAAAUCUCAGCCUUUGAUAAAGAAGUGGAGAGCAGAAGGGAAAGGAGUGGCUUUAUAUCUUGAUGAUGAGUUCAUUUGGGCCUCUUCCAGGGCCGAAUGCAGUGCAAAAGACACCAAGAAGUUCGGAUGGUUCGGCGCGAAAGAUAAAUCUCAGUGGAAUCCGAGUGCGAAAACUAAGUGGUUAGGUUUUGAAAUAGACUUGAACAAAUUUGAGAUCUCGAUCUCCAGAGACAGAAUUGAAAGAGCUAAUGCCAUUCUUUGUCGUAUGUUGCGCGAAAAAGCGCCAUCAUUGCUCUUAAGAAUGAGAUGGGAAGGAUCCUUGGCAUCCAUGAGUCUUGUCAUUUCAGAUAAAGACAGAAGACGAACCAGAGCCAUAACAACGGCAAUAGCAAAAGCACAGUCUAGUGAGUUUUCUCUGAAUUAUAGAUGGUCAUUAUUGGCUUUAGAGAGACGAGACUUAUAUUUUCGGAUGGAACGACUGAAAUUAGGGGUAUCUACUUCAUUAUUUCCACCGGAUAGCCCUCCUACACCGAGACAUAUUUUGGAGGUAGGUGCCUCGGUACACUCCGUUGGCGCGGUAUUGGUAGGAGACCGAAACGUUAAAGCUCACAACGUGCUUCCGGAGUCUCUACGGACGGAGUCGAGUACUAGCAGAGAG
Messenger RNA from Haemonchus placei, 1008 nucleotides. The record is from the annotation of a GenBank genome assembly. NCBI's taxonomy places the organism in Eukaryota, Metazoa, Nematoda, Chromadorea, Rhabditida, Trichostrongylidae.